AUGAAGGAACUUAACCAAAAAAACUACCGGUGUGGUUUGAAUAUUUUGGCUUUUCCGUGUAAUCAGUUCCUAAACCAAGAACCAGGAGCGAACGAGAAGGAGAUUAUGAACGGGUUGAAAUGGGUCCGGCCGGGCAAUGGAUUUGUUCCGAAUUUUCCACUUUUUCAGAAAAUCCGAGUCAACGGCGCAUGGGAAGACCCGAUCUACACCUAUUUAAAGGUAACUUCUGCUCUUUAAUGGGUUUAACUCGAGGGUUUCUAGAUUUUAAUAUCUUUGGGGCUACCGUCCAUAUCAGUAUGAGAUUACGUAAUAAAUGUGACCUUACGUAAUGAUAGUCACGGGUAAGAGUAAUUUAUAGACCUUUCCACAGUUUUUAUUCAGUGUAAUGUAGGGCUGGAAAAUAAACUAAUAAGAGCUCCGCUUUUAGGCUUGGCUAAAUCUAUAAAUUAGACCUUUCCACUGAUUUUCAGGGGCUUCUCUCUCCAAGCUUAUACCCCAUUCACACCUGCAAAACAUGUUCAGUUAAACCAGGUUUAAAUGAGUUAAAAUCAGAAAUAAACCUUGAAAAACUGAAUUUUCCAUGUUUUUAGUAGUCACUACCUUUUCAUUUCAUAUGUGCUAGAUUUGAAGUCGACAAACAUUGGUAUAAGCAGGCUCUAUGAAGAAAACAUUAUUGAACGGUGUUUAACAAAACAGCUUUAAAACCCGUUUAUUCUUUGGCGUGAAUGGGGUAUAAGCCCAUCUUAGCCUGCCUUUUUAAGUUGUUUCAAUCUGAUGUCAUUUUACUUUUGGUCCUUAAGGCAGCUAAAACCGAACUAUGUGUACAAUUAUGCGAACGCCUGCAAUUACCCUUACCACCAAAAUCAAGGGUAAGCCUUCCAGGUUGUCGAAACUUCCAUUCAGCCGAGGUCUUAGAGCAAAAAAAAAUACUUGGGAACCCCGUCCGCGACUGGACUUAAGCCGCCAGCUCACCGCUGGACUGAAUAUUGAAUUAACUCUUUGGGGUGAGGUUCUGAAAUGGAAAGAAUUGUGAAAGCCCAGUGCCCUGUGCACUUUCGCGCUCGGUUCUGUCCAAAUUUAAAUCGCCCCUAUCUUCGGGACUGGCGGGAAGGGAACUUAUUUAAUCCGGAAGCUAUCGUGUAGACUGAGAGCCUCCUUCAGUCACAAGGCGGGUCGUGUAACGGCAAGAUACAUCACCUAACUCUGAUUUCGCAAAUGUUCCCUUUAACCCUGAAGAAGUAUGGAGAAUAUUUAUUCACAACGAGAACGGGUAUUUUCAUAAUAUCAGUGCGCAAGUCAGAGAGUGGAAUUUCAAUCUCGUCCAUUAGCAGAACUAGUUAACUUAGUCUGGGGGUCUGUCACCAAUGUUUUUUUUUUUUUGCUUUUUAUAAUUAUUGUUAUUGUUACUAUUUGACAAGCCAGGGCAAGCCGCAAGGCGAGCGCGUAAGACGAGUCUCACGUAAGAGGAGGGGCGCGGAAAAAAAUGAUAUGUUAAAACUGGUUGUAACUUGAGCUUUUAAGCCCUAAUUGUAUGUAAUCUUCUUGUAGUCGCUCUGUCCCCUUCCAGGAGGAGUAAUCAGUCGCUAUGUAGCUGUUUCAUGGAAUCCGGUGAGAAGUGAGGACAUCUCUUGGAACUUCGAGAAGUUCUUGGUCGAUCAUAAUGGAUUUCCUGUGAAGCGUUACCUUCCCAGUACAAAGCCUUUUGACUUGUUGGGUGAUAUCCGAAAUCUUAUGCAACGUUGUUAA
Molecule: messenger RNA, 1746 nt
Organism: Pocillopora meandrina
Lineage: Eukaryota; Metazoa; Cnidaria; Anthozoa; Scleractinia; Pocilloporidae
Source: the annotation of a GenBank genome assembly